Molecule: messenger RNA, 818 nt
Organism: Gallus gallus (chicken)
Lineage: Eukaryota; Metazoa; Chordata; Aves; Galliformes; Phasianidae
Gene: DCTN6
Product: dynactin subunit 6
Biological process (GO): mitotic spindle organization
Cellular component (GO): dynactin complex
Molecular function (GO): dynein complex binding
Source: RefSeq, marked validated
CCGCCCAGGGCGGCCCGGCGGCUGCGCAGACGGAGGCGUCAUGGCGGAGAAGGCGCAGAAGAGCGUGAAGAUCGCGCCGGGAGCUGUGGUGUGUGUGGAGAGCGAGAUCCGCGGGGACGUCACCAUCGGGCCGAGGACGGUGAUACACCCGAAGGCCAGGAUCAUCGCGGAGGCAGGGCCCAUUGUGAUCGGGGAAGGCAACCUGAUAGAGGAACAGGCGCUCAUCAUCAACGGGUACCCAGAAAACAUCACGCCAGAAACAGAGGAGGUGGAGCCCAAGCCCAUGAUCAUUGGCACCAACAAUGUCUUUGAAGUCGGGUGCUAUUCACAGGCAAUGAAAGUGGGAGAUAACAAUGUAAUUGAAUCCAAAGCAUUCGUUGGCAGGAAUGUGAUCCUGACAAGUGGCUGCAUCAUCGGGGCCUGCUGCAACGUUAACACCUACGAGGUGAUCCCUGAGAACACCGUCAUCUACGGUGCCGACUGCCUUCGCCGUGUGCAGACCGAGCGGCCACAGCCCCAGACACUGCAGCUAGACUUCCUGAUGAAAAUCCUGCCCAAUUACCAUCACCUGAAGAAGACGAUGAAGGCCGCAUCCACACCUGUUAAGAGCUGAAAGCCCUCUGCCAUCAGUUGCGUGCCUGGGGUCUCUUGUCCUUUGGGCAUUGCACAGCCUGGGAUGCAGCUGGGCUCUGCAUCCUUCAUUCUUGCUUGUGUCUUUUAUUUAUAGCCCCCCCAGGCUUUGGACCUGUUGUCUCCCUCGCACCAACUCUAACGUUCCCCGUGCUUUAUGGGAAUAAAGUGGUUCUGCCCUUGCUGCA